UGGAGUGGCAACUGGAUGCAUCAGAACGCAAAGAUGGCUUCGAACAGUAAGAGCAUCCCAGCCAGUCAGCAGGCCCAGUUUGUGGGGAUUAUUCCCGAGUACGAUGGGGAUACCGACGAUUGGAGUGUCUAUCAGGAGAUUCUGGAGGAGUACUUCAAGGCCAACGGAGUACCGGACAGCAACAAGAUUUCGGUGUUGAUCAGCGUAAUUGGACCGGAUACGUAUCGACUGUUGCGUGACCUCUGUCAUCCGGAUUCGCCGAAGAGUAAAAGCUAUACGGAGUUGUGCGAACUGCUGGCGAAGCAAUUUCUCCCGGAGAUUGCGAUCUUCCGUGAAAGGGCCAAGUUUUAUCGAGCGGAGCAACAGCGUGGAGAGGACGUCAAGACGUGGUACGCCAGACUGAAGAACUAUUCGGUCAACUGCAAAUUCGGAGAGCAUUUGGAUCAAUUGCUGCUGGACAAGUUCGUUGUUGGAUUGGCCCCUGGACCGAUUCAAGAUCGUCUGUGCGAGGAAACCGAAAAGCUAACAUUGAAAGAAGCUCUGGAUUUGGCUGCCAAUCGGGAAUCUGCACUUCAGGAUGAAGAAAUGGUUGAUGACAUGGCUGACAUGAACUUGGAGGAACAUCGUCGUAGAGGAUGGAAACAUGGCGGUCGGCAUCGUCAUCGCGGUCACCACCAUGGUCACGGACAUGGCCACGGCCCCGGGCAUCACGGCCAUCAUCACCACCAUGGACCACACGGCCGUGAAAUGUCAUUUGCAUUUGGACCCCGUGGACCACACGGUCCUCAUGGACCACAUGGCCACGGCCCCAGUAUGUGGGGUCGCCCUCCGAUGGGACCACCAAUGAUGAUGGGACGCUUCGGUCCGAGAGGAUUCCACGACUUCGAGGGAAUGAUGCCCAUGCGUCGGCACGAGAUGAAACGUUGGGCAAAGUUCUGUCGCAAGAUGCAAUCUCGGCGGGCAAAGGCUAGUUCGAGCUCGAGCAGCUCAAGUAGCAGCAGCAGCAGCAGCAGCUCCGAUAGUGAAAGCGAUAACGAGGAGAAGAGGUGCAGACGUGGUCGACGCCCCCAUGGAGGACACAGGAAGGGUGACUGGCAUGGAAAGUUCGAUCAUCAUGGAGCUGGUAAAUGUGCAAAGGGCAAGCGACGUGGAAAGGACUGCAAGAAGCAAAAGGAGGCGGAUCCGGUUGUUACCGAGAACACCGAACCGGAACUCAUCGAAUAAAGAAUAAGAUUUAUGAUAUGUUAAUCUCCUAUUUAUCCAUUGUUUAGACGUGUAAUCAAACCAGAAAAAUCAUAAAAUAAGUAGUAUGACAAAAAAAAACAAAAAAAAAAAACGUAAAAAUGUUGAAUAAAAACUGAAAAAUA
Molecule: messenger RNA, 1367 nt
Organism: Aedes albopictus (Asian tiger mosquito)
Lineage: Eukaryota; Metazoa; Arthropoda; Insecta; Diptera; Culicidae
Exons: 1
Coding region: 16-1224 (402 amino acids)
Source: RefSeq, a predicted model, not a curated record